AUGGAAGAAAGAAGUAUUCUGGUCCCCCAGGUUCAGCCACAACUGUCUGCUUCGUUGCUUCCAGAAUGCCUCCAGAGCCUACUUGUUGAUAAGCUAUUGAUUGCUCUGGUGUUGCUCUUUGUUCCAAUGGAUGAUUGCAUUGCGACACUUGGCGACUUUCUCCUGAACGCUUUGGUUCGCAUCUUCCUCCCAUCUAGCUUUAACCAGGGUCGAAGAAGGUUAGUAUGGGUCUGUGAUCGGAUCCUUCGAACCACAGAUACUCACAAGAUCAAGGGGUUGAUUCUCUAA
This is a messenger RNA of Microthlaspi erraticum, 288 nucleotides long. NCBI's taxonomy places the organism in Eukaryota, Viridiplantae, Streptophyta, Magnoliopsida, Brassicales, Brassicaceae. The record is from the annotation of a GenBank genome assembly.